AUGAGUGUGGACUCUUAUGCAGUGUUAAUAGAGGAGUUCUGUGGGUGGUGUGUCCUGCCCGCCCACGAACCCUCAGUCUUUGUCCCACUCAUCGGCGGGUCGGUGUGCGGGUGGGUCUACAGCUCCCUGGUGCUCACCGUGGCGCUGCUCGUCUACUGCAACGCCCUCAGCUGCAGCUUUGUGUUCGACGACAUCUCCGCUAUCAAGGAGAACCGCGACCUUCGCCCACACACCCCAGUAACCAACCUCUUCCUCCACGACUUCUGGGGCACGCCGAUGCAGAAGCCCACCCCCACUCACCCUCCCAUGACCUAUCGCCACCCAAACACCCUCCAUGCACUCAUCCGCACCCCGUUCACAGCCCACCCACACUCAUCCACCCGUCAUCCAUCGCCCCACACUCACCCCCCGUCUCUUCGCCCGCAGGAACAAAGCCACAAGUCGUACCGGCCGCUCUGUGUGCUCACCUUCCGCCUCAACUACCUGCUGCACGGCCUCGAGCCCCUCGGCUACCACCUGGUCAACAUGCUGCUGCACGGCGUGGUCUGCAUCCUCUACUACAGGAUGUGCAGCAUGUUCCUCCCUGAGCUGUCGAGCUUCGUGGCGUCCCUGCUGUUCGCUGUGCACCCCAUCCACACCGAGGCCGUGACGGGCGUGGUGGGGCGCGCCGAGACCCUCUCCUCGCUCUUCUUCCUGGGAUCCCUUGUGGCCUACUCGGGGGCCACGGCCAGGACGGUGCGCGGGGCUCGGGGGGCGCGCGUGGCCACCGACUGGCGCCUCAUGCUGCUGGCCAUGCUGCUCGCCACCACAGCCAUGCUGUGCAAAGAGCAGGGCAUCACCGUCAUCGCCCUCUGCGCCGUCUACGAGCUGUUCAUCGUCCAGAAGGUGCGCGGCUGGGAGCUGGUGCAGUUCGGCGAGGGCGUGGUCUCGGGCAAGGGCUCGGUGCCCCCCUGGCUGGCAGACAUGGCCCCGCGGGUGUUCGUGCUCGUGGCCACCACCCUGGGCCUCAUGCUGGCGCGGGUGCACGUCAUGGGCGCCCAGCUGCCGGUCUUCACCAGGUUCGACAACCCUGCCAGUGUGGCCCCCUCCCCGUCCCGCCAGCUGACCUACAACUACCUGCUCAGCGUGAACGCCGGCCUGCUGCUGCUGCCCUCCACGCUCUGCUGCGACUGGACCAUGGGCACCAUCCCCCUGGUCGAGAGCUUCACUGAUGUCAGGAAUCUGGGCACAGUGGCGCUCUACCUGGGGCUCGCUAAGUUGUCCUACCACGCCCUCUUCAUCGCCCCCCGACACCACGCGCAGGUCAUCAUCAUGUCCCUGGCCUUCGUGGUGCUCCCCUUCCUGCCGGCCACCAACCUCUUCUUCCCCGUGGGCUUCGUGGUGGCCGAGCGCGUCCUCUACAUGCCCUCGAUGGGGUUCUGCAUGCUGGUGGCGCACGGCUUCACUAACCUCCUCGACAGAGUACAAGCCAAGAAGUACGUGUGGCUGGCUCUGCUUGGCCUCCUCGCCGUCCACGCCGUCAAGACCCACGUGAGGAACGGCGACUGGCGGGACGAGUACACCAUCUUCACCGCCGGCCUCAAGGUCAAUCAAAGGAACGCCAAGCUCUUCAACAACGUCGGCCACGCUCUCGAGUCCCAGGGUCGCUUCGCCGAGGCUCUGCGCUACUUCCAGGCGGCGGUGACGGUGCAGGAGGACGACAUCGGCGCCCAUAUCAACGUUGGGCGCACCUACAACAAUCUCAAGCUGUUCUCCGACGCUGAACAGGCCUACCUCAAGGCCAAGUCCCUGCUGCCCAAGGCCAAGCCCGGAGAGAGCUAUCAGGCUCGCAUCGCGCCCAACCACCUCAACGUGUUCCUCAACCUGGCCAACCUGAUCGCCAGGAACGAGACCCGCCUGGAGGAGGCCGACGCCCUCUACCGACAGGCCAUCAGUAUGAGGGCGGACUACACGCAGGCCUACAUCAACCGCGGCGACAUACUGAUCAAGAUGAAUCGGACGAAGGAGGCGCAGGAGGUGUAUGAGAGAGCACUCUUCUACGACAGCACCAACCCCGAUAUAUACUACAACCUGGGCGUGGUGCUGCUGGAGCAAGGUCGGGCACAGCAGGCGCUCGCGUACCUGGACAAGGCCCUCGAGAUGGAUCCUGACCACCAGCAGGCACUCCUCAACUCCGCCGUCCUCAUACAGGAAUCCGGGAACGCUGAGUUGCGGCCGUUGGCGUACCAGCGACUGCUGCGGCUGGUGCAGCGGGACCCCCUCAACGAGCGGAUCUACUUCAACCUGGGCAUGAUCGCCAUGGACGACCGCGACUACCGCAACGCCGAGAAGUGGUUCAGGAAGGCCAUCGAGUUGAAGGAAGACUUCCGCUCUGCCUUAUUCAACUUGGCUCUCCUCCUGACGGACGACCAGCGACCCCUCGAGGCGGCGCCCUUCCUCAACCAGCUGGUCAAACACCAUCCGGACCAUGUCAAGGGUCUCAUCCUCCUUGGGGACAUAUACAUCAACAACAUCAAGGAUUUAGACGCCGCCGAGAAGUGCUACGAGCGCAUCCUGGCGGUGGACCCCGGCAAUGUGCAGGGCCUCCACAACCUGUGCGUGGUGUACGUGGAGCGCGGGGAGCUGCACGCCGCCGAGUCCUGCCUCAGCCGCGCCCACGUGAUGGCGCCCCACGAAGACUACAUCCUCAGGCACCUCAAAAUCGUCAGAACUAGGCUUGCCAAGUAUUCUCAGAUGCAGCAGCAGCAGCAACAGCAGCAACAAGGGGUUGGGGGGAGUGAUCGGACACCAUCAUCAGUGUUACCUGACGGCGGUGAUUCGCCGGAAGGAACGAGUGAAUCCAACCCUUCGAGGCCUAAAAAGACUGUGUUUAUUACAAAAAGUAGUGAUAGUAAAAAUGCCGAGAAACAGCUGACCAGAAAGAUGGGUGCGACAGUGAACAGUGACACGAGCGACUCCUUAUCGUAAGACUCUGCUGUUGCCGCAAGCAUGCCAAAGUUACUACAGUCAUUAGACGGUAUAAGUGUGGUGUUGGGCGUCCUGGAGUGAGUGACUGGCGGCGGGCGUCCACUCCCUCAUGCACUCCAGCCAGUCAGGACCCUCCGUAGUGCAGCAGACAUGGACCCUCCUCCACAUCCUUCUUACCCUCUCCUCCUCCUCUUCCUCCUCCAGCUCGUGGUUGUUGCCUUCCCACCAGCAUGAUUCACAGCUGCAGAAAGACAUGUGCAGUGGAAACUUAUGACUAUGUAUGAUAUUAGAUAAGAAUAUCAUUAACUUAGCUGUAAACAACAUCAAGAAGAAGAAGGUAUUGUUAUUUUCCCGCGGGAUUCAUGAUUUCCGGUGAUUUUAAUUUGUUGGAAAUACACAAACAAUCAGCAAUAAAUAGAAAUUGAACCUAAGAGUAAGGUUAGGAACCCAAGGUGGGCGUCAUGAUCCUCAUCACAUGUUAACCGGGAUUUCUGUAGGAAGUUUCCGCUGCGGGCGAGAAAAAAAAGGAUGAAAAACAACACGUGAUGUGAACCCCGACGGACAGUCAUCAUGAAGCAAGUGCUGGCCAUGCCGGUGACCUUCCAUCCAACCUGAGGGAACGACGGACAGAACGAAUGAGAGAGAGAGAGAGAGAGAUUUGAACACUUGAGUGGUGGAGCGUGUGCACUGCAUUAUCAGUUCUAAUGUCCGAAAAACAUUUCCGGUGGCGUUACCUGACAUGCUAUUGAACUCCAUGUCUCCUAGAAAACAAAGAAUGAAAAGAGAUGAAGCUGCACUUUACGAAGAAACACACUUUGCUGAGUGAAUAAUACCAGGAUGAUCAUUUGCAAGAAUGUCAAUACUUCCCUCUGUUAUCUGUGAUUGUAAUAAGUAGGCAACAUUUUGCUAAAUCUCCGUUGGUACAGCUAAGGGGAUUGUACGGCAUCGCUUCUUUCGGUGAGCUUUUUUUUGGCGGAGCUGUGAGGCGGAAGGGCGCGAGAUGUUUGUUCUUAGCGAGGCUGUGAUGACCGGCCGAGGACACUGAGUGGUCGACGCCUCCCCCGCACCAGGAAGGCUCAGAUCAGUUAUUUAUUUAUCACGGAGACACUCCUCGCCGCCCCGAGGGUCGCGCAACACCCGGUCGGGCGGCGGCGGCGGCGGCGGUCCCUGUCACACUUACUCUUCGUUUCUGGCCACUCGCGCCUUGCCUCCUGUGAAUGGUAUUAUUAUGUUAUUAUGGUUAACGUUUGCCUUUUCUUCGUUUUGUAUGAUCUGAUAAGAUAAAAAAAAAAGAAAUGUAGAGGUAGAUUAAAAAUUACGUAACUAUAAGUUCGCUGUGGAUAUUUUUUCUAUAUAAUGUGCGAAUGAAAAAAACAUUGCCUGAAAUGUGCAUAGCAAAUCGAGGAGCCGUGACGUGGUGGGUCGUGCAGCGAUAUUUUCUAGUCUGGAGCACCUGGCCGGGCCAGAGGCGGGGCCAUGCCCAGCAGACCAAGGUUUGCGUGGAGGCCUGAAUCACGUGUGGCCGCACGACUGAACUCCCAAGAGAUUCCUUUUUGCCUACGAGAUUUUCACCCCAGCACGCCACUAAUGGACUCCCCAGGAGGCCGCCCACCGCCCACAACUGGCCCCGGCUGCUGCUGCUGCUGCUGCUGUUGCUGCUAUGCUGCUGCUGCUGCUCCCAAUAGCUGUUUGCGCGCACCACAACAUUUCAGCUGGAACUGAGUGUACUUUUUGUGAUACAGCUCUCCUCCCCCUCUCCCUCUUUCUCGUGUUUCCCUGUGUUGACGCCUUUUCACCCUGUUUUCAUUAUAACGCUACGCCAGACACGCUGAUAGCCAACAGUGCUUUACAGUACCGACUACACCUUCUGAAAUCUCUUCCAGGCCGGUGGAGUAAUCUGGUUGUUUGUACCUUCUGACUACUGCCUUUGGGAGCCACAGUCUGUUCUUUUAGUUUCCUGAACUUUGUUUUCGCCAGCAAGUUAUGGUCAGCUUUGAAGGUUCUCGUCUGGGUCCUUGUGUACAUACGAAUAUCCACACUGAGUGGGAGGGCGAAUUUUAAAAAAGAGAACAGAACAUUAUUCCUAUACCCAUUCCAAUUCCAACUCUUAUUAGUCUAUCUACUAUUGAUGUCUCCUUUCUCUGGAUGUAUGUGUUCUUAUGGAGAGAUAUUUUUUAAGUUAUUCACCUUCAAGUAGAUACCGAGGUAGUAGGGUCGCGGGGCUGGAGUUCGGUUCACUUCACCGUACACGCGACUGAGGCAGAGACGCAGCAUUCAUGACAGGAUACUCAGCUGGAGGCAGACAGGGACGAGAGUGCAGGCGACGCGACGGGACGUUGCGAGUAGAGCCGUGCGAUAAUACUUUCGUGUUUCUCAGCCGUUCUAUCGGGUAGGAUGUCAACAAAAUAGGAAUAAAAAUAUGUAAAAAUGUAACAAAACCUUGAUGUCGAACUCAUCUGCUGACAGAGUACUUAUCCUGGUGGAUACUGUAUAUUACAGUGUUUGACUGUCCAUGUUUCACUUACCUGUGACGAACUGGUGUAUCACUGUACCAUAAGCGAUGUACAUUUUCCUACACAACUGCAGUGAUCUUCAAGAGUAGCCAUUUCGACUUUAGGUACUUCAUUGCAUUUGCUGGGGAAGGAAGAGCGGGAAGCCGCGGGAGUCUCGGAUCUGGCGCACCGGCGGCGCUGCUCCGCGCGGCAGCGGCACUCGGCGCGCUUCACGGGAGGCGAGACUGGAAGUGGCGAACGAUCUUUGUAAAAUUUCAGCGGUGCCUUUUUGGGAUGUCUGAAAUGGUAUUGUAAAAAAAAUAAUAGACUUUGUAUAUCGAUUUUUUUUCAUAAAUUCAAUGAUAUUUUUCUAUGUACCAUACACUCGUGUUCCCCAGAGCGCUAGUUAUGAUUCAAUAUGUCUGAGACUUGUGUGUAACAUGUAGGUGUCUCGGAUGUGUAGUUUGGACCCCACCCCUUUCCUCUCCUAUGUUACACGUGCUGUUGGUUGAAUCUAUCGAUGUCUUCACAUUUCAUACGUAUAUAGUUAUAUUGUUUUCCAGACUCAUCAUUCAUUAAGUCCGUCACCGAGUUUUCGCAUUGGUUAACCGGUUUUAGUAUCAUGAAGAAAAUAUUAGUUUUGUUAUCUUUCACACACCUUUCGGAAUUCAAGCCCAUUUUCUGUAUACCCUUCAACCACGUAUCUGACAUUCUGAAUCUACUUACUGUCUUCCAGUUUUAUGUGAGGCAAAGAAUCUCAUGUCCUUGAUAUGUCCGUUUGGUGAUUGGCUUAAGGAAGACGUGAGUUUGGGCUCCUGCCUUGUAUGGCGGAGAGGCGAGACGGGGCGCCAACCGCUGGACGUGGCUGCAUGUCUUCAGCCCUUCAGCCGUUGGUCCUUCGAAAGAGGUUGCAAUGUUUAUAUUAUGAAGCAUAGAGGCUUGGACGGAAAAUAUGGUCUGGGGAACUUUUUCUUUAUAGACGAUAGUGAUUUCUCUUUCUCUCUCUACCUCGGUCUUGUUUCCUUGCCUGUAACAUUGGACGUGAGUGUUGAGGUUUGCAUGUAGACUCUGGUCAUUACUCUUGUGCAGUGUUGCUGUGGGCGAACGUGGCCGCUGAGUCUUGCCCGAGGAUGUGAGUCAGCAAGGGCCGAUCUUCAGCAUAACCCAUCUGUUUGUGGUAUUUGUUUGUUCUUUUGUAUUCAAGGGAUUUGGUAAUUUAUGCUGCAGUGGUUUUCUUGUGUUCACGCCGUAAAAAUUUAUAUGAUUGUGUGUGCCGUAGCGAAAUUCCUGAUUCGUUCAGCUUAAGUUAUACUGUGAAUUUUAUUUAUGAUACUUGUACGAAUCGGGUUGUGAUCCUUUGUAACACCUGUACCAAAAUGCAGGUGAUCGUGUAUGGUUAUGUUUGCAGUGUAUUUCAGUCAGGUAGUUCUUGUACAUGCACUGUGUAGACGUAGUUGUUUCAUUGUUGUAUAAUAUUCUGUUGAUGGGUCUUAUGGUGAUAACAAAUGUUUCAUAGAUUAUUUGAUUGAUCUCUGAUAAAUUCACACUAGAGUAAGGGCAAGCCAGAGAGCACUGAGAGUGGGAGCCAGGCGACCGUGAGGAGCAGGCACGCCCAGCACCCAACGGCGGCGGCCGGCCUGUGUCACACCGGAUCUGCAACUUUGGAACAAAAUGUCAAUAGAUUCUCUUAGAUUCAGUUUCAGUCUCUGCAGUUUUUAUAUGAUAGUUGCAACAGCACCAAUAAUAUGUAAAGGCUGUUUCUCUAGGAGGAUACUCACUCGUGCGGCGGUGCAAGUCAGGUGUGGCGGGUGGCGGGUCCCUGGCGAGGGGACGCAGCGGCUUGGCGAGGCGGGAGGCGCGGCGCCGCGUGCACUGUCCUCACCACUCUCCCGUCUGUCCUGCCUGUGAUACUGUACUCCAAUACACCAUCAUCUACUCCU
This is a messenger RNA of Eriocheir sinensis (Chinese mitten crab), 7399 nucleotides long. RefSeq names its product protein O-mannosyl-transferase Tmtc3-like. Gene Ontology annotation, biological process: protein O-linked glycosylation via mannose. The coding region runs from base 1 to 2967 and encodes 988 amino acids. Gene Ontology annotation, cellular component: endoplasmic reticulum. NCBI's taxonomy places the organism in Eukaryota, Metazoa, Arthropoda, Malacostraca, Decapoda, Varunidae. Gene Ontology annotation, molecular function: mannosyltransferase activity; protein binding. The transcript is spliced from 18 exons. The record is from RefSeq and is a predicted model, not a curated record.